AUGUCCAAACAUCAGCAAGGUAGUAAUCAUCAUAUGAGAUCUUACCACUUAGAAUCCCAUGAAAUUCAUAAAUCAGAGGAAGCCUUUUUCCUUAAACCUGUCAUGAGAAUUGAUAUACUUAUAGGAAUAAACCCCCUUGCAACAUACUAG
Messenger RNA from Funneliformis geosporum, 150 nucleotides. The record is from the annotation of a GenBank genome assembly. Lineage: Eukaryota; Fungi; Glomeromycota; Glomeromycetes; Glomerales; Glomeraceae.